Molecule: messenger RNA, 1843 nt
Organism: Poecilia reticulata (guppy)
Lineage: Eukaryota; Metazoa; Chordata; Actinopteri; Cyprinodontiformes; Poeciliidae
Gene: vstm2lb
Product: V-set and transmembrane domain containing 2 like b
Cellular component (GO): membrane
Source: RefSeq, a predicted model, not a curated record
UCCUUUCUCCCUCCGCCUGCCUGACCGCAUCAUCUCCUCCCGCUCAGGCAGGAGCGACAGCCCUGUGUUUUCCUCCAGGUCCAGCUGUGGGUGUGUGUGCGUGUGUGUGUGAGAGCGAGUGUCAGCGGAGGAGAUCAGCUGCUAUCCAUGCUCUAUUCCUAAUGUCACAGUUUAACUCAGCUGCUUGAAACACAGGCUGCGGCUAUGGGAGCCUUUGGACUGAUGAUGAGGAUUUUACAGUACGCGGGACUUUACGUUCAACUUAACGCGGGUCUGCGUGACGGAUAUGUAAAGGUGGAUAAUCGCAUCUCUGGAAAUGCUCUGUUUACGGAAGUUCCUCGUGACGUUACGACACAGAUCGGUGAAGACGUGGAGAUGGCUUGCUCCUUCCAUGGGGCGGGCUCUCCCUCAUUCUCCCUGGAGAUCCAGUGGUGGUACAUCAGGAACCACAAAGACUCUCCAGGGCUGGCCUCACAAAUCUCAAACACAGUUGGGACUCUCGAGGAAAUGCCGAAAGAUGCCACCAAAAUUAGUGUGGUAAAAGUGGCUGGCAGCAACAUCUCCCACAAACUCCGUCUCUCCGGUGUGAAACCAGCAGACGAGGGCACGUACGAGUGCCACGUCAUCGACCACAGCGGCCCUGUGGAGCAGCGCUACCGUGUCCAGGCCUACCUCCGAGUGGAGCCGGACAGGCUUCCGGAGUCUGACGACGCUCAGCUGCAGGAACUCGAAUACCCCUCAAGGGGGAGCCGCUUGCAGCAGAGCAACGACCGGGAACUGAGGAAGAGAUCAGCUCACACUAUUCCUGACUGCAGGGGCCGCUGUGUCCUUUAAAGUGGGAAUUGUGUCUGUCUGCAUGUUCCUCUGUUAGAACCACUGGUGUUGUAUUAGUUACCACAUUAGUGGCUCUUUAUUUCUUGAAGGAUAUUCUGUGCUUAAUGAUUUGACUUUUUGCUUUAUCUUGUUGCUUGGAAGCCAGUGUUGGUGGAUGCUAUUUAAAGGGUUUUGUGUACCAGUACAUUUUUUGUUCUUGUUGUUCUUUUUUUUUAUGUGCUUUUUGCUUUAAAAUUAUGUGAACAGUAACUGCAAGAAAUGAAUAAAGUGAACUUGUUUUCUGCUAUUUUAUGAUGAAAAACAGCAAUGCAGAAAUGAUUAAUGCAGUUACAGGAAAUGGAGUUGGAACCAGACAUUACAAACCUUCUAUAAAAAGACACAUAACUACUUAUUUCUGAUAGUCGGGCAUUAAAUCAGACUAAAUCUUUCUGGUUUUGAAAGAUUUAGUAUUUUUACUUAAGUUGUCUUUGACUGAAACACAACGGGAUUAUCAGUGUUACAGUAAAAAUGCUUUUAAAAAGAAAGUAUAUUUAUUUUGUUCUUCCGGGAAAUAAGAAUGAGUCACAGUCAAUUUAGAGUAAACCGUUUAUCUUUUGACUUUUAAUCCAGAUAUAUGUCCUCUAAUCACAUGGGGUUUUAAAAUCAGUUUUUACGUAUCAAGCUGACCAUAAGCACUUUACUGUCAGUAAUGUUAUGGCUGCUAUUAUUCACAGUAUCAAUUUGUGUCUUAACAGAGCAUGUAAUUUUAUGCUCGACUUGAAUUGUGUUAUUUGUGCUGCUGCUAUUUUUUUCUGUAAAUACAUUAUUCAAAAAUGUUAUUUUCUCUUCUUGUUUGGUGAUCUUGCUUGGUUCCUGCUUAAUUAAAUGAUAAAUAAGAAAUCUGAAGUUAGCUAUCUAUUGUUGAGGGUUACGGAUAGAAGCUACGGCAACAUAAUAGUGACAGAAAUCUUGACUGUAAAUGAAUUGCUCGAUUAGUGGCUAAUAAAGGCACCCCCUUUUAUCUGCUUUG